Onychostruthus taczanowskii (white-rumped snowfinch) is the source of this 2796-nucleotide messenger RNA. It is a transcript of the gene KIF23, whose product is annotated as kinesin family member 23. The coding region runs from base 1 to 2589 and encodes 862 amino acids. Gene Ontology annotation, biological process: microtubule-based movement. The record is from RefSeq and is a predicted model, not a curated record. Gene Ontology annotation, molecular function: ATP binding; ATP hydrolysis activity; microtubule binding. Gene Ontology annotation, cellular component: nucleus; kinesin complex; microtubule. Lineage: Eukaryota; Metazoa; Chordata; Aves; Passeriformes; Passeridae. The transcript is spliced from 24 exons.
AUGAAGGCGGCCAGGGCCAGGACGCCGCGGAGGCCGAGGAAAGGCACGAACCCCACGCAGAAGGACCCGGUGGGGGUGUACUGCCGUGUGCGGCCGCUCAGCCGGGCGGACCAGGAAUGCUGCAUCGAGGUCAUCAGCGGCACCACGGUGCAGCUCCACCCUCCCGAGGGCUACCGCGUGUUCCGGAAUGGCGAGUACCGCGAGACCCAGUAUUCCUUCAAGGAGGUGUUUGGCACGCUGGUGGUGCAGAAGGAGCUCUUUGACGUGGUGGCCAAACCGCUGGUGGAGGAUCUGAUCCGGGGCAAGAACGGUCUGCUGUUCACCUACGGAGUGACGGGCAGUGGGAAGACCCACACCAUGACAGGAUCCCCUGGGGAUGGGGGGCUCCUGCCCCGCUGCCUGGCCAUGAUCUUCAACAGCAUCGGCCCCUUCCAGGCCAAGAGAUUCGUUUUCAAGCUGGAUGACAAGAACGGGGUGGAUGUUCAGACUGAGGUGGAGGCUCUGCUGGAACGCCAGAGGAGAGAGGCCCUGCCCACCCCAAAAACUCCAGCUGGGAAGAGGCAGCUGGAUCCCGAGUUUGCCGACAUGAUCGACGUGCGGGAGCGGUGCCGGGCGGAGGAGGUGGACGAGGACAACGUCUACGGCGUCUUCGUGUCCUACAUCGAGAUCUACAACAACUACAUCUACGACCUGCUGGAGGAGGCUCCCUGCGACUCCAUCAAACCCAAGUGGAACAAUUGCAACACUCCUGUGAGAAAUGGAGACUUUGUACCUCCCCAGUCCAAAAUCCUUCGGGAAGACCAGAACCACAACAUGUACGUGACGGGCUGCACCGAAGUGGAGGUCAAAUCCACAGAGGAAGCUUUUGAAGUCUUUUGGAGAGGGCAGAAGAAGCGGCGCAUCGCCAACACGCAGCUGAACCGGGAAUCCAGCCGCUCCCACUCCGUGUUCAUCAUCAAACUGGCACAGGCUCCUCUGGAUGCUGAUGGGGACAACGUGCUCCAGGAAAAGGAGCAGAUCACCCUGAGCCAGCUGUCCCUGGUGGAUCUGGCAGGAAGUGAGAGAACCAACAGGACCAAAGCCGAGGGGAACAGGCUGCGGGAGGCAGGGAAUAUCAACCAGUCAUUGAUGACAUUGAGGACGUGCAUCGAGGUUCUGCGGGAAAACCAAUUGUACGGAACAAACAAGAUGGUUCCAUACAGAGAUUCCAAACUGACUCAUCUCUUCAAGAACUAUUUUGAUGGAGAAGGGAAAGUUCGGAUGAUCGUGUGUGUGAAUCCCAAGGCUGAGGACUAUGAGGAAAGCCUGCAAGUGAUGCGUUUUGCAGAGAUGACCCAGGAGGUGGAGGUGGCCAGGCCCCUGGACAGGCCCCUGUGCGGGCUGACGCCGGGCCGGCGCCUCCGGAACCAGGCGGGCGGCCCCGUGGGAGCAGAGGAGCCAUCUGCUGCUGAGCUGUUCUUCCAGAGCUUCCCUCCCCUGCCUUCCUGCGAGCUCUUGGACAUCAACGACGACCAAACGCUCCCAAAACUGAUCGAGGCCCUGGAGCAGCGCCACAAAAUGAGGCAGAUGCUGGCAGAGGAAUUUGCCAAAAACGUUCUUGCCUUUAAAACAAUGCUGCAAGAAUUUGACUCCAGUGUUGCAUCCAAGGAAAAUUAUAUCCAAGGAAAACUGGCUGAGAAGGAGAAAACCAUAACGGGGCAGAGGACGGAGCUGGAAAGGCUGGAGAAGAAAAUUAAAACCUUGGAAUACAAGAUCGAGAUUUUGGAGAAGACGGCCACGAUUUACGAGGAGGACAAGAGGAACCUGCAGCAGGAGCUGGAGAGCAAGAGCCAGAAGCUGCAGCGGCAGGCGUCGGACAAGAGGAGGCUGGAGGCCAGGCUGCAGGGAAUGGUGGCUGAGACCUCCCUCAAGUGGGAGAAGGAAUGUGAGCGGCGGGUGGCAGCCAAGCAGCUGGAGAUGCAGAACAAGCUGUGGGUGAAGGACGAGAAGCUGAAGCAGCUCAAGGCCAUCGUCACCGAGCCCAGAGCCGAGAGGCCGGAGAGGCCAUCCCGGGAAAGGGAGCGGGAAAAGGCUCUCCCGAGAUCCGUGUCUCCUUCCCCUGCCCCCAGCGCUCCGGUGGCGCCGCUGCGGCCGCGGCGUUCCCGCAGCGCCGGCGAGCGCUGGGUGGAUCACCGGCCGCCGUCCCACGUGCCCACGGAGACGCUGCUGCAGCCGCGCGUGCCCAGGGCCAUCACGGUGGAGGCGCCCAGCGAGCGCGCCCUGGCCCGGUGCGACCGCUACCUGCUGACCCACCAGGAGCUCGCCUCCGACGGGGAGAUCCAGACCAAGCUCAUCAAGGGGGACGUGUUCAAGACCAGGGGUGGGGGCCAGGCCGUGCAGUUCACGGACAUCGAGACCCUCAAACAGGAAUCUCCCACCGGGCGGAAGCGCCGCUCGUCGCCUCCCAAUCCCGACCCCGCCGGGGACGCCGUGGACUCGGAAUGGACGGAUGUGGAAACCAGGUGUUCCGUGGCCGUGGAGAUGAGGGCGGGAUCGGCGCUGGGACCGGGAUUCCAGCACCACGCCCAGCCCAAGCGCAGGAAGCCCUGAACUUUUCCUGCUGGAAUCCCGGAUUUUCCCAGCCUGAGGAAUGCUCUGCUGCCACUGCUCCUCAGGAACUGCUUUGUGCUCAUUCCGGAGGCUUUUGGGGAAGCUGGGAAAUGGUUCCGUUGGUGAUCCCAAAGAGCUUCUGGAUGGAUCUGUCCUUUUCCAUAGAUUUAGGGAAAUACAAAAGGUCCCUCUGGAAUUCCAAAUGGA